UGGUACAAGGUACACAAACCAACUAAUUGGAAUGUCCUUAUUUAUGUCCAUGCUUCAUCACCCAUAAGUCAAGAUAGAAAAGAAGAUGUGUUCUAGUUAAUUAUAUCCAUAAGAUAUUCUUCCCUCACUCUUUCUCUACCCUUCAACAAUCAACACAUCCAAACUGAGUGAGUGAGUGAGUUAAGUGUUAUAGAAUUUCAAUUUCAAAAAACUCUAAACAUGAGUGUGAUUAAAUCAGCCAUAGGAGAUGCAAUUUUAACAUCAAUCUUUGUUUUCUUCAUCUCAACAUUAAAAAUUCUCUCUACAAAAACAUCAUUUUUCCUUAAUCUUGAACCAGUUUCACUACCUGGUUUAUUCAUCACAACAAUCCUAAACACAAUAAUCAUCCUCACAAUAAGCCUUAUUGGAAGAAUCUUAGGUGGAGCUAGCUUCAACCCAUCAUCAACAAUUUCCUUCUACACAUUAGGACUAAGACCCAAUUCAUCUCUUCUAUCAAUGGCCAUUAGAUUUCCAGCUCAAGCAAUAGGCGGCGCGUUCGGUAUCAAAACAAUUCUUCAAGUUAUGCCAAAUGAAUACAAACAUAUGAUGAAAGGUCCUUCUUUGAAAGUUGAUUUACAUACAGGAGCUAUAGUUGAAGGUGUUUUAACAUUUACUCAUAACUUUGUUAUUCUUAUUGUUAUGCUUAAGGGUCCUAAAAAUCCUUGGUUAAAGGUUUAUUUGCUUUCUGUUGCAACUUUGGUUUUGGUUAUUAUUGGUUCUGGCUAUACAGGACCUUCUAUGAACCCUGCUAAUGCAUUUGGUUGGGCUUAUAUGAAUAAUAAGCAUAAUACUUGGGAGCAAUUUUAUGUUUUUUGGAUUUGUCCUUUAAUUGGGGCUAGUUCUGCUGCUUUGGUUUAUCGUUUUGUGUUUAUGUCAGCAGAACUAGCCCCAGUUAAGGAGAAGAAAGCUUGAGUUGAAGGACAUAGGCUUAAAUUGUGGUCCGAAAUUGUGAUUAUGGAGAAAGAAAAUUGUUUUAGAGGUCUCAACAACAACAUCGCAAUUGCAAUUAUUGUAUCUAUUGUUUGUAUUUUGGUACAAUAUUGUCGAAGUUUGCAGCAUAACUGCAACUGCAAUUUAGAACCAUUAGGGAGUAUGAAUUAGUUAUGAUUCUAUAAUGAAUGUUGUAAUAUAAUUAUUCCUCCUUGUACCUUGUUGUGGCCUGGAUGGGGGAUAAUUGUAAUUGAUAUUGAUUUUAUUGAUUUAUAUGCUGAUGAAUUGCUUAUUUUCA
Messenger RNA from Trifolium pratense (red clover), 1267 nucleotides. Its product is annotated as aquaporin SIP1-1-like. Gene Ontology annotation, cellular component: membrane. NCBI's taxonomy places the organism in Eukaryota, Viridiplantae, Streptophyta, Magnoliopsida, Fabales, Fabaceae. The transcript has a single exon. Gene Ontology annotation, molecular function: water channel activity. Gene Ontology annotation, biological process: transmembrane transport. The coding region runs from base 220 to 951 and encodes 243 amino acids. The record is from RefSeq and is a predicted model, not a curated record.